GGGGUGCUACAUAAAGAGCACGUCGGCUAACGAUGGGCUGACAAUUCCAUGCGACAACGACUCGCGAGUACUCUUUGCCGUAGCACUUCUAUCUACUCUUAUCUUCUCUUAAGAUUGUUCUCGAAUUGACGAUAUUAUCUUCGAACGACAGCGCACACGUGUUAUCACGAUUUUAAGAAUACCCAAGAAUGGAAGCCGAGGACUUUAAGAAAUUCGCCAAAGAAAUGAUAGAAUACAUCACUAAUUAUUUGGAAAAUAUCAGAGAAAGGAGGGUUUUGCCGACGAUCGAACCGGGAUACAUGAAACCACUUUUACCGUCGGAAGCUCCUCGUACUGCGGAAAAAUGGGAGGAUAUAAUGAGUGACAUAGAACGAGUGAUCAUGCCAGGAGUAACUCAUUGGCACAGUCCGAAAUUUCACGCUUAUUUCCCCACUGCUCAAUCGUAUCCAGCUAUUGUUGCAGACAUGCUGAGCGGAGCUAUUGCGUGCAUUGGAUUUACGUGGAUGGCUAGCCCAGCUUGUACCGAAUUAGAAGUGACAAUGCUCGAUUGGUUAGGACAAAUGUUGGAUUUACCAAAAGAAUUUUUAGCUUGUAGCGGUGGCAAAGGUGGUGGUGUUAUUCAGGGAACUGCAAGCGAGGCAACUCUAGUCGCUUUACUCGGAGCGAAAGCUAAGAAAAUUAAGGAAGUUAAGGAGCAGCAUCCUGAAUGGACCGACAACGAGAUCAUCGGGAAAAUGAUGGCUUACGGUUCCUGUCAAGCACAUAGUUCGGUCGAACGAGCUGGUCUUCUCGGUGGCGUAAAAUUCCGUCUAUUGAAGGUCGAUUCAAAAAACAAACUACGGGGUGAGACUUUAGCAGAGGCUAUUCGCGAAGACAAGGAGAAAGGACUUAUCCCGUUUUACGUCGUCGUUACCUUAGGAACAACAAGUUCUUGUGCUUUCGAUCGUUUAGACGAAUUAGGUCCAGUAGCUAAUCGUGAGUCUGUCUGGUUGCACGUAGACGCCGCAUAUGCAGGUUCCGCUUUCAUUUGUCCGGAGUUUCGUUAUUUGAUGAAGGGUAUCGAAAAAGCUGAUUCGUUUAAUUUUAAUCCGCACAAAUGGAUGUUGGUUAACUUCGACUGUUCCACCAUGUGGUUUAAAGAUCCAACUUUCGUCAUUAACACGUUUAAUGUCGAUCCAUUGUACCUGCAACACGAUAUGCAAGGAUCAGCUCCGGACUAUAGACAUUGGCAAAUUCCACUCGGUCGUAGAUUCCGAGCACUUAAACUCUGGUUCGUUCUAAGAAUUUAUGGGGUGGAAAAUCUGCAGAAAUAUAUCAGGUCUCACAUUGCUCAAGCUCAUGAAUUCGAAGCACUUGUUCUCUCGGAUUCCCGUUUCGAGAUCGUUGCUGAAGUUAUUCUUGGAUUAGUUUGCUUUAGAUUGAAGGCAUCCAACGACGUGAACGAAGCUCUCCUGAAGAGAAUAAACGGCGCUGGAAAUAUUCAUCUGGUUCCAUCGAAGAUAAACGACGUAUAUUUUCUUCGUUUAGCAAUAUGCUCGCGGAUGAGCGAGAGCAGCGAUAUACUCUACUCGUGGAAGGAGAUUAAGCAGAGAGCCGAUGAAGUAUUGGAAGAGCAUUCGGUUUCCAAGUGAUGGCGCGCUCAAAUAGCUCGUGGUUGCAGAUCGCUUGCGCCAGCGACUUGUAAUCAAUCAUAAUUUUAUUUCUUCUUCGUAGAAGUCAUCUUGACUCGCAGAUACUGUUCUCCUUAGAAAUUCGUUUCUUUUCCAAAAUCGUUCGUAUAAUCUUCACCCGAAAUUGAUUCAAUCGAAUAUUUCAAUAAUUUAACACUAUCGUUUUAACCGAUCCUCGUUUAUAUUACAACCAAGAUUUUUGCGGAACAGUUCGAUCAUUUUUGAAUUAACGGAGAUCAGUGCGACGAAGUCGAAUGUUUUCAUCAACAGUUCCUAUCGAUAUUUUUUGAUACGUUUGCGCAUAAUUUGCCAUAGUAUAGUAAUAUUCACAUAUCGUUGAUUAUAAGUUAAUUACGUUACGUGUUAUAAAUAAUUAAGUUAUGCGACGUACGUAGGAGAGUGUCGAAUAUGAUCGCGGUAACGAGUUUAGCUCGGAGAGGUAACUAUACGUUAUUAUAAUUUAUUACCGUUCCAAUAAUCUAUUACGAAGUUGAUUGUGUGUUUUUGCCUAUCGAAAUAUUUAAUAUGCAAUAUAUGUCGUGUGUAAUGUAUUAGACAUCGUUUAGAAAUAUAAAAUCAUUCGAUGUGUCACAAACUUAACACUCGUUAAAAUGUAGCACCGAGGUUAGAACAACGAUAGACGUAGAAAUAAGUUAGAGCUGGUAGACCGGCUCAACGAGUAGCUAGAUUAUUCCUCGCGAGAGCUUGUAAAUUAAGUUUUAUCAAAGGUUAUCAAGCUAGCAAUUGUCGUUUGAUAGCGAAAACUUAUUUAUAGAGCAUAUUCGAAAUGUUGCCACUCAUGGUAAUGAUUUAAAUUAUAUUCGUUGAUGGGGACCACUGGAAUAUAAUAAAAAUUGAACGUGCUUCCUCGUUCGUGUCCAUAUUACUAUUAACGAAAUCUGUUUUAUCAUUGUUAUCAAAUAAUUAUUGAAAUAUAUGCUGUUUAUGUCA
Molecule: messenger RNA, 2621 nt
Organism: Vespula vulgaris
Lineage: Eukaryota; Metazoa; Arthropoda; Insecta; Hymenoptera; Vespidae
Gene: Ddc
Product: aromatic-L-amino-acid decarboxylase
Exons: 11
Coding region: 189-1631 (480 amino acids)
Biological process (GO): catecholamine metabolic process; serotonin biosynthetic process; amino acid metabolic process
Molecular function (GO): pyridoxal phosphate binding; aromatic-L-amino-acid decarboxylase activity
Source: RefSeq, a predicted model, not a curated record